GACAUGUUUUGACGUUGGCAGCUGACAGCUGGUGGAAAAAUCUGGGAAAGUUUAUUACGACAAACACGGGGGGGGGAGCAAAAGAAAAACAUUCACCCCGAAACGAAAAACAUUUUUAGUGGACAAACUAACGACGUCGGAAGAAACUAAAAUUAUUCGCACUCUUUGCGAUUGUUGCCUUUUAGCUGAAGUAAACAAAACAGAGGAUUCUGUAAUGCACGAUUGAAGACGUAGAAAGACGUGCAACCGAGGACGACGACGACGACGGCGGAGUGUUGUUUUUAUUUGGGAGCUCAGCACACAAAAAUCCCAGCGUGGCUGCAACUCCACUGCUGCACGAAUGUGACUCACCGCUACGGAACACUUCCGGGAAAACUGGUACUGGUGCUGCUGCUUCAGAAAGGACUCUUUAGAAAAUUAAGGUAUCAAGCACAAUGAUCACACUGGCCCGCAAGAAGAAGGAAUCGGGUAAUGGAGGUGGAGCUGGCGGUAAUGGUGGUUCCACCGCGGGAAGCACUGGCGGUCCUAUGGCCGAUGCACCGAAACGGAUAUCGAUACGAGAGUUUCUGCUCGUGAAGGAAGUGCAAGAGCUGGAACAGAACCUUCCGACUACCUGCAAGGUGACGUUCCACGAUCCGAACGUACUGAGCGAGUUCACGCUGGUGAUCAGCCCGAACGAAGGUUUCUGGUGCGGCGGUCGGUUCAAGUUUAGCAUUCUCGUGCCGGAAGAGUACAACAUGGCGCCUCCAAAAGUAAAAUGUCUUACCAAACUAUGGCACCCGAACAUAUCCGUCGACGGUGAUAUCUGUCUGUCGUUGCUCCGGCUGAACUCGAUCGACGGUCUCGGGUGGGCCCCGACACGCCGUCUCAAGGAUGUCAUCUGGGGUCUUAACUCACUCUUCACCGACCUGCUAAACUUUGAUGAUCCGCUCAACAUCGAAGCGGCGGAACAGUAUUCCAAAGACAAGGAGCGCUUCCAGGCGAAGGUGCGCGAGUACGUGUCCGCAUACGCGAGAAGAUAAUAAUUCAAGAUGCUCGACCUUCCCUUCCCUUCCCUAACACCACCCUCAAGAGACUGUGACCCUGCCGUUCCUGCCUCCGGACUGGCCCUUCGGACAGAGGAAGAGAGCGAAAAACAUAAAGAGAGAGAGAGAGAGAGAGAGAGAGAGGGAGAAAGAAGAGGCCGCAUGUAACCACUUGAUAAUAGUAUGGCGCACUUCCCUUAAGGAAAAAGGCUUUACAAAGGCAUCAAUAUCAAUACACGUUAAGCCAAAAACGGGCCACUAAGAAGCACGACUGGACAGAAGCAUUGCCUGGCCAGAGGAUCAGACAUUAACAGGACGAGAAUAGUUAAAAUAUUAAUCCAGUAGACAACACACACACACAAUUAAAUUGCUCAACAACCAUCACUCAAGCAAAAAAGAACAUAUUUCUUUAUAAAAUAGAAUUUAACCACCCCGCAGCUCUUUCUGUCCCGCUCUCUUUCCGACACUCUCUUUCACUGGCCCAGCAAAGGUUAAAGGGCACCAGGAUUCAGAAUUGUAAUUAUAAUAAUAUACCGAUGUAAUACUGAUAAUCGAAUUUUCGCAUGUAAGUUUAGCAAUGUCUAGUAAAUAAAUAAAAUAAGAAAACAAACAAAGGUUUAAGCAAAAAAAA
This is a messenger RNA of Anopheles stephensi (Asian malaria mosquito), 1656 nucleotides long. Its product is annotated as NEDD8-conjugating enzyme UBE2F-like. Lineage: Eukaryota; Metazoa; Arthropoda; Insecta; Diptera; Culicidae. Bases 435 to 1022 code for a protein of 195 amino acids. The transcript is spliced from 3 exons. The record is from RefSeq and is a predicted model, not a curated record.